AUGCCUCGCAGAAGAAAGGAGGAAGAUGACGAGUCCGAGGAGGAGCUUCAGGCCCUCCCUAGCGAUGAUGAAGAAGAGGAAGAGGAAUACGAAGACUCCGAGGUAGAAGACGAGGAGGAGGAAGGUGACGAGGAAGAGGAAGAGGAGGAGGCGGAGGGUGCCGAGGAAGAAGAUGCAGCACCAGCCGAACCUGCCACCAAGAAACGCAAGGCCGAGGACGAUGCGCCGGAUACCGAUGCAAAGAAGUCCAAGACCAAUGACGUCGACGAAGACGAUGAAGAUGGAGCACCAGGAGAAGACGAUGAAGAGGAAGAAGAGGAAGUGGAAGAUGAAGCUGCAGUCAAGACCUCGACCAAAGUUCUGACCGACGAAGGAACCAAGCCCGUCGCCGCGGAAGCAGAUGAUGAGGGCGAGGAUGAGGAUUGA
This is a messenger RNA of Cyphellophora europaea CBS 101466, 426 nucleotides long. RefSeq lists its product as uncharacterized. NCBI's taxonomy places the organism in Eukaryota, Fungi, Ascomycota, Eurotiomycetes, Chaetothyriales, Cyphellophoraceae. Bases 1 to 426 code for a protein of 141 amino acids. The transcript is spliced from 3 exons. The record is from RefSeq and is a predicted model, not a curated record.